AUGUCAGAUAAAUUUAGUAUUAAUGAAAUAUUGAGAUCAAAUUAUAAUACACAAAUCACGUUAACUGAUAUACAUAAAUCGAAUGAAAUAAUAUUACCUAUCACAACAAUUACAUCAUCCAUUUCAACUAAUCAUAAUCAUAAUUAUUCAAUGACAUCAUCAGAUCAUUCAUUGAAUUCAUCGACAUUCAAAGAGUUUCUAAUAGAUUCUAAUAUAAAACAAACAUUAGAAUCAUUAACAAAUGAUAAUGAUAAAAAUAUUCAACACAUUUUAAAUUCCGCACAAUUUAAACGAUUUAUCAAUAUAUUAAAAUCAUUUAAAUAUUCAACUAUUAGUAAUCAAUUAUUGAAUGAAAUAAGAACAAAAUAUAUAGAAGAAUAUAAUAUAACAAAUCCUGUAAUUAUGAAAUAUUUAACACAUAUAUUUACUAAUAAUCCAAAUGAUAUCUUAAAUGAAUUAUCCAAAGAUAAUAUAAUUGAACCAAGACGAAUCGGACAUCCUUAUCAGAGUAGAAUACCUAGAAAACGGAAAAAACCAAGAGCAUCAUUCACAAGAUAUCAAGUGACAACACUUGAAAAAAAGUUUCAUCAACAAAAGUACUUGGCUUCGACUGAGAGGAAUGAGCUGGCAAACUUGUUGAAAAUGACUGAUGUACAAGUGAAAACAUGGUUUCAAAAUCGUCGAACGAAAUGGAGGAGACAAACAAAUGAGGAACGUGAAACAGAAUGGAGGGCCACAGGACGUUUUUUAUUAAGUUUACAUUCUCAGCUGAAUUUACUUAAAGAAAACUUACAUAUGAGUAACAGUCAAACAUUUUAUUCCACGGUGAGCGGUUAGACAUGUUCAAGAAUAACUAAAAUCAACUGAAAUAUGUAAACUAUUAAGCUGAUAUUCCUUGAAUUGAGCUUUUUCUUUAUCGUUUGGUCAUACACUCAUCUAACCUAUUGACUUUGUACUUUUUAAUUGAGAUAAACGUUUGUACAUCUAUCUAUGGUGUUCAAUCAGAUUGGAUCGCCAAAACGAAUAUUAGCAAUUAACCCCCAUUAAAAGCAUCACUUAUUUAUUACAUCUAUAACUUUUUCUUCUCGCUUAAUUAUCUUGGAUUCAUGGUGAUUUAUAGGCAUUGGAAAACCACGUUAAAAACAACUUCAAUAAAAGACUGUCAAGAUAAAUGUGGACACGGAAAAAUCUGUGCGAAUGAACAAAUGAUAUGCAAAAUUGUACUGUAGAAACAGAUGGCAGCGAAAUUCAUCACGAACCAAAUUUAUCAAGAAAAACAUUGAAAUAUUAUGAUAGUCUUUAAAUCCAUUGAAAUGUACUGUUUUGACAGAAUUUGAUUUCAUGCUUUUCCAUGUCACAAUUGAGCUCG
Molecule: messenger RNA, 1369 nt
Organism: Schistosoma mattheei
Lineage: Eukaryota; Metazoa; Platyhelminthes; Trematoda; Strigeidida; Schistosomatidae
Source: the annotation of a GenBank genome assembly